This is a messenger RNA of Pipra filicauda (Wire-tailed manakin), 6537 nucleotides long. Its product is annotated as integrator complex subunit 6-like. Gene Ontology annotation, cellular component: integrator complex. Gene Ontology annotation, biological process: snRNA 3'-end processing. Lineage: Eukaryota; Metazoa; Chordata; Aves; Passeriformes; Pipridae. The transcript has 16 exons. The record is from RefSeq and is a predicted model, not a curated record. Bases 3145 to 5625 code for a protein of 826 amino acids.
AGAUAAAAUUAUUUGUUCAUAUAAAUCAUCAGAGGAGAAGUUAGAAACAUACUGGUGAGGCAGAGACUGCUCAGAUUGCUGCUAAUAAAUUCUGGGCAUAAAAGUGACUUAAGUAGGAAUGUAAUAUUGAAGAUUAAGAGAAACCACUCUCUAUGUUAGAAUUGGUUCAUAAACAACUAAAAUAACUAAUGCUUAGUUCUGACUUCUUGAUUACUGACCUGUAGAGGAUACAUAGUUUUGUAGAAUAUAUUUGUGUUUGGUCCUUUAAGGUCGUGAGGUUUUGGUUGGUGGUUUUUUUUUUUGUUUUUGUUUUUGGUGGUUUUUUUGGUCAUUAGUGUUUCUGCUGGGAAGUGGAAGCAAUGCUACAUAAGAGCAGUGCUUUUUUUUUUCUGACAGCAUUAGUGGCAGUAUUUUGAAUUUAGGAAGGAUUAUUAUUUAAUCACUUUAAAGUGCUUUGUUGAACUCAUUAUGCAUAUGCUCUGGGUUAGGUACUUGACUGUUUUGCAGAAUGAUCCUUCUGUGUAUAUGGAGAGGAGAAUGCACAGAGUUCUUUGGGGCUUGAGUUUCUGUCCAUGAAAUACGUGAUUCUUUAUAUAUGCGGUCUUGAGUCUUUCUGGAAAAAAAAAACAUUUUACAGAAGUAGAAUUUCUUGCCAUGGAUGUUGGUGUUUUUGAUUCAAGAAUCUUGUUUUGAGGAUAAGGUAGAAAAUGUAGUGCAUUAACUAGUCAGACCUUUAUUUAAAGCUGGGUAUGGAAUUAGGAAAUCUUGCGUUUACUGCCCUUGUUCCCUUAAUGAGAAGUUCUUCAGUUUUACUCUGCUUAUUUCAAAGGUGCAGCUCUCAUUGGCUUUAUCUUUAAAGAUCCUGUGAGAGCUGUAAGAUGAAAAAUAGUUUUCUUGGACAGCAAACCAGUGAUGAUCAGCUGCUCCUUGUGCCUUCAGCUUCUCUGGUUGUGCCUGGGGAAAUAGUACAUAUUUUAUUUUGCAGGCAGUUGACCACACUGCAGUGAGAUCAAACACAGUAGGAGCUGGAAGCUGAGCAAACAUUUUCACAACGGGAAAACAGCAGAAUCUCCAAAUAUCAGCGAAGACUCUUACUGUUUAUUUUACAAAGAAUACUCUUAAAUUCGUUAGAGUUCAAAUCAAGACUUGCAGUCUGGGAAUAGUGUUUCCUUUGUAAAUGUUUUGUUCCCCCAUGUGCUUUUGCAACAAUGUAACUCAAAUGGUCUUUGCUGGAAAACACUUCUUGAACUCCAGCCUGGCUGUUCCCAAAAGCUGGACUCGCUGAUGGCUGUUUUUACCAAGCAAAAGGGAGCAGUCUCACCUACAUCUGCGAGUCCAUAGAAUUCAUACAAAAAUAUUUUGGUAAUUGUUCACUUAAAUUGUUUUAAGGCAAGUGUUUUUAGGAUAACACAAAUCAUCUUGUUGAGGUUUGGUGCAAUUUUACCCUGAGAAACUUACUAACUUACUUUUAUUCCAAAACAAUGACCCUGUGUUUGCACUUUAUUCUUGCCUUGGGCUGAGAGCAGAUGUGGGAAGUUGCUGAUGAGAUGAUGUAUUUUGUUAAGUUGUGGUUGUGUGUGAGUGUGUCUGGUGUUUUAUUGACAAAUAUCCAUCUGAUAAAACAAUGCUGUUCCUUUGAGCUUUCAGGGCUGUUUAACCAUAAAGCUGGAGCAGUCCUGCUGAAAGUUAGUUCUUUCCUUUGCCCCACUGGGGAGUUUUCUCUCUGUCUCCCUUACAUUAAUCUGAAGCUUGAAGAACUGGUUAAGGAGCUAAACUUGACCAAGAAAAGUUUGUUGUUGUAUCUCCUUAGGAUAACUCCUUAUUCUGAAAAGAAACCCACCCAGCUUAGGCUGGUCAACUUAGCAGAUACUGAUUGUCUCAUGUCUUUCUUUUCUACUUCCUUCUACUCCUUUAGAGCUCCAACAUGUGUAUUCUGUGACCACCUACACAGCCCACAGUGUUUACUAAAGGUUGGCAGUGGAAUAUGGCUGCUUAAAAAAGUAAAGGAAAACCUUGUCCUCUCAGGUUCUUGCACAGCUUGGCACAGUCAGCAGGUGGCUGCUGAGCCCAGUGCACAGGGGAGGAGAACACACUUCACCUGCAGGAUGUGUUGCUCAGAGGUUAUCCCAGCAAAAGUCAGGCUGUCUGAAAUGAUCCUCUCCAUGCCUGCGUAGCUAGGAUUCCUGAUGGAGCACGGGAAUGUCUCUGGUGCCAGAUGAUAGUGAGCCUGGGUAAAUAACUGCUUGCUUACUGCAGGAAUGGUUUGGAGAGUACAGUGUAAUAGCAAGGCUGGUAGUUGUGUGAAUAUCUGGGACUUAUAAGCUUUGCUUGUUUUAGGUGAGGCACCUUAAAUCCUGCACCAGUUCCCUGUGAGCUGAUCUUUUCUAAAAUAGCUUCCCAACUCUGCAGCAAACCUCCUUUUAAGGGGAGGGUAUGUGAAUCACACCUGCUGCUGAUGUGUGUUGGCCCUGCUUACCAGAGGGUCCGGAGUGCUUGCUUGGACUGAUCCACCCACUUGCUGUUCCUUUGAUCUGUAGGCUCAGUCAGCAAUGACUUUAGGACCUCCAAAAUUUCAAGCUGUUACACUGAGACAAUUUAAACAGUGAUUCAGUUCUGUCUUAUGUGGGGUUUUUGCAGUCACUCCUUUUCUCAAUUUAUGGAAGAAAGGAUGAAAGGGGGUUGGGUAUAUGCCAGAAGAAGCAGUGAUAUUAAUCCUCUUGUACCUUUGUUUAACCAUUGUUACUUUGGCAGCUGUGUUUCUGAUUUCCAAAUUUGACAGUUUCUUCUAAUAAAAUAUUCACAUGCUAAAUCCAAAUACUUCUUUUCCUGAAUCACCUGUACAGCAGUUUUCAUGGUAAGAGAUGGCUAUUAGAAAAUUUCUUCCAGUGCUUGGCAGUGUGUGUGUUUUGUGAGUCUCCCAUUGUAGUUGUAACUGUGUUUCACAUCAGGUUGUGCAUACAUGGAUUAGGUGUGUGUAGCCUGUAAAUGAUGCAUUGCAUCUGUUAAUCAGGAAUCUAAUCUAAUUUUUGGUGGGAAGAGAGAUAAACGGCAAGUUGCAGUUGAUUGCAGUUUGUUGCUAGAAUAACUAAUAAGUUUCUUUGUUUUCUGUAAUAGGCUGGAUGGAAGGAAAACCAUGCAACGUUUAUGAAUGAAUUGAAAAACCUUCAGGCUUCAGGACUAACAACCCUUGGUCAGGCACUCAGGUCCUCGUUUGACUUGUUAAAUCUCAAUAGAUUAGUGUCUGGAAUAGACAAUUAUGGACAGGGAAGGAAUCCAUUCUUUUUGGAGCCAUCUAUUUUGAUUACCAUCACAGACGGAAACAAACUGACAAAUACAGCUGGAGUUCAAGAGGAGCUUCAUCUUCCGUUGAAUUCUCCUUUGCCUGGAAGUGAAUUAACCAAAGAACCAUUCCGUUGGGAUCAAAGGCUGUUUGCUCUGGUGCUGCGUUUGCCAGGAGCUGCAUCUGCUGAACCAGAGCAGCUUGGGAGUGUGCCUACUGAUGAAUCUGCUAUCACACAGAUGUGUGAAGUUACAGGAGGUCGUUCGUACUGUGUUCGGACACAAAGAAUGUUGAAUCAAUGUUUAGAAUCUUUAGUUCAAAAAGUCCAAAGUGGAGUUGUUAUUAACUUUGAAAAGUCAGGACCAGAUCCAGCUCCUAUUGGAGAAGAUGGACUUGUUGAUUCAUCCAGGCCCAUCAAUUCAUUUGCUUCUCAGCCGUGGCAUAGUUGUCAUAAACUCAUUUAUGUACGGCCUAACCCUAAAACGGGGGUUCCUGUGGGGCAUUGGCCAAUCCCAGAAUCUUUUUGGCCUGAUCAGAAUUCACCAACACUGCCUCCACGCACAGCUCACCCCGUGGUGAGGUUCUCCUGUGUGGAUUGUGAGCCCAUGGUAAUAGACAAACUUCCUUUUGACAAGUAUGAGCUUGAGCCUUCUCCUCUCACACAGUACAUCUUGGAACGAAAGUCUCCCCAUACCUGCUGGCAGGUAUUUGUGAGUAGCAGUGGAAAAUACAGCGAACUUGGCCACCCAUUUGGGUAUUUAAAAGCAAGCACUACUUUAACCUGUGUAAACCUCUUUGUGAUGCCUUACAACUACCCUGUGUUACUUCCAUUGUUGGAUGACUUGUUUAAGGUUCACAAACUUAAGCCAAAUCUGAAGUGGCGACAGGCUUUUGACAACUACUUAAAAACAAUGCCUCCUUACUACUUACUGCCAUUAAAGAAAGCCCUAAGGAUGAUGGGAGCUCCAAAUCUGAUAUCAGAUAAUUUAGAUUGUGGACUUAGUUACAGUGUUAUCUCUUACCUUAAAAAACUCAGCCAACAGACAAAAGUAGAAUCGGAACGGAUAAUAGGUUCAGUGGGUAAGAAAGUUCCACAAGAAAUUGGAAUAAAAGUGAAAAAUCACUCCAGUGGCCUCUCCUUGGUACACAGUAGGGACUUUAAGCAACUGCUGCAAGGGAUCACUGGGGAAUCUCCACUGAGACUGGCGGAAAUGAAUGUUAAAGAAUUUGCUGGCUUCCACAUAGGACUUUUAAACAAGGAUUUGAAGCCACAGGCCUUCAGAAAUGCAUAUGAUAUUCCUCGUCGCAGUCUUCUGGACCAGCUAACCAGAAUGAGAACCAAUCUUCUGAAAACACACAGGCUUAUCUUGGGGCAGGAUGAAGACUGCCUUCAUAGUGUUCCUGUUGCUCAGAUGGGAAAUUACCAGGAAUACCUGAAAAUGAUGCCUUCACCUCUUCGGGAAAUUGACCCGGAUCAACCAAAAAGACUUCACACCUUUGGCAAUCCAUUCAAACAGGACAAGAAGGGUAUGAUGAUUGACGAAGCCGAUGAAUUUGUUGCUGGGCCUCAGAACAAGAUCAAGCGUCCUGGAGAGCCCAACACUCCAGCAUCACUGAAGAGGAGGAGGAGCAUGUCCCCACUGCUGAGACGGCCACAGUCACCGCCCGUGGUCACCAACCAUGUGGGUGGGAAGGGGCCACCAGCUGCUCCUGGAUCCCCCUCGUACCUAAACCUCAAAGGUGUGCCAGGAAAUAAAGAUACCAAUAACAGUGUUGUCCAAGAUGGCAAUGGAGAGAAGAAAGCAGAAAAUUGUCAGUCACUGGAAAAACAAAUUGAUGGCUUAUCUGUGCAAAUGGCUCCUGCUGUUCCAGCUGCUGUGGGAGAGGAUGAAAUGCUACCCAAUGACUUAGACUCUCUACCUGUUGAAUUCAAUUGUUUGAGUGAAGAUGGGUUGGAUCAUAAACCUGGUACCAAUGCACUUGUUCGAGGGCCUCUAAAUUACAGCGUGAGUGGAGAUGACCAAAAACGGGCCGUGGAAUCUACGUCUGAAUCUGUGCCAAAUUCCUUUAAAAUAACACCUACCAUGCUGGAGGGAAGCAAUGCUGACAUCAAAAUCAAAGUGAUGAAAGAGGUUCGCAAACCUGGAAGAAAUUAUGAAAAAAUAUUCUCUCUUCUCGAGGAGGUGCAAGGACCUAUGGAAAUUCAGAAGUAUUUCAUUGAAUUUGCUAUCAAGGAAGCAGCAAGGUUUAAAAAACGAGUCUUAAUACAACACUUAGAGAGAAUACUAGAGGAACUAGAUUUCACCAGCCCACCCAACAGAGUUAAUCAUGUCAACAGUAGAUAAUAAUGUACCAGCCAGACGAAUGCGGACCAGGAAUGAGCUUGCUGUGCCACAGAAGAGUGGAAGAGGAUGUAGCUGCUGCCCUCACCAUCUUGGCAGUCAAGUGAUUUUACUGUCACAGUCUGAGAAGAAGCAGUGGAGCUUUAACUUUAAGAACCUGAUUCGGCAGAAGCUGGGCUAUAACCUUAAGGAUUUGCUAUGAAAGGUGUGGCUUUCUCCUGUGGAGGGUGCUGUUUGCUCAACAGGCGGAAGAAAAUAACCAUUGCUGCCCCUCCUGCAGGUGAUGAGAAUUUACUCAUUUGAACGCUGUCAUUAGACAUUUACGUGCUAUAGGCAGCAGGUUGCACUAAAAUGGGGCACUGUCAAAUGCACACACUUGUCUGCAUCGUGGAGAGAGCCCGUGUGUUCCCAAAAAAACCCUCCCAGAAACACCUGCACUGGUAAAAAUUGCAUGUUGCCACCACAGAGACAAGGGUCUUGUUCCCAAGAACUGCUAGCCAUGCCUUUAAACUUGAGAUUCAGUGUAGAUUGAGAGUAAAGAAACUGCUAUUGUGUUAAUGAAAGCUAAAGACAGCCCUGUGACUGUUACCACCCGAUGGUCACUAAACAAUCUACCUCAGACUCUCUUCUGUUUUGUCUGCAGACAUUAUGAAAGUGCACCUGAGGCUUCCCAGGUCCCCGACUUCAGUUCUCUUUCAUCCUGUGAGGAGGACGGAGAUUCUUCAGGUGGCCUUGGCACACGCUGUGCUUUGGAAGCACUAAAAGGAAACGCUUUUAAAAACGUGUAUUUUAAUGUUCAUACAAAAGAGAUUAUUUUGAACAGUAUUGUUACCAGAUCACUAAUUUGAUAUUUUAACUGUAUAAAUUUUUUGGAACAUAUGUAUAUAUAAAAUAAACCAUUUUAUUAAUUUUUAA